Molecule: messenger RNA, 575 nt
Organism: Schizophyllum commune H4-8
Lineage: Eukaryota; Fungi; Basidiomycota; Agaricomycetes; Agaricales; Schizophyllaceae
Exons: 1
Coding region: 92-328 (78 amino acids)
Source: RefSeq, a predicted model, not a curated record
UCCACCUCAAUUAUUGAAGCUACGGGGGGCUGGCUCUACAAAAAUGGCAGGUUUCGGAAUAUCAGAACAAUAUUCGACAUAAACUUGUUUGAUGGCUGCCCUGCCGCCGCCGCCUCGGGCAGGUCGGUGCUUGCUGCUCGCUGCCCCCGCCCCCGUCCCGCGCGAGCGGGCGGGAUUGAUGGGAAAUUUGAUGCGUUGCUCCCGCCCCUCGCGCCGGUGCCGCCGUUUCUUCCCGCCCCUCGUGCUGCUGCUCCUUCCUGCCCUUCGCGCCGCUGCGACACCCGGUCCCUGCGCUGCCCUCAUAUCACCCACCUCCCCUCUUGCUUGAACAACAUGAUGCUAAAAACGGUGCUGAUCACAAAUUUGCUCAGGGCGCGAUUCUGUUCCUCCCUCCUUCGCCCUCCAUGCGUCCCGCUCGAGGGUUCCGUCUGAUAAAAGACGUAGCGCAGGGUGGCCCGCUGGCACUGGUGCGUGAUCAGCGGCCGCGCCACGUGGUGCUUGAUUCCGAUUGACCCCUCCCUCAGCGCUCUCACCUCCUCCCUCUCCUUCCCACCAACCCUCGCACCCCUCGCAAC